CUCAGUGUCUGCCUGUUUUCCAAAGUCCUGUUACCUGUUUAGAGUUUGACUUUUUCUAGUCUAGUCGACAACUACUUAUUUUCUGUUUAGUUUUUGGGUUUUGGUGAAGGGUUGGAAUUAGAAAUUUCUUUAAAAAAUUACCUUAAACACAAUUCUGCAAUGAAAGACAAUACCACAGGUAGGAAACAUAAGCGUGCAAGGAGUUUGUCCAACUCCUCCCAUUUCACAAUUAGUGACGACGAUAAUCCAAAACAGAGCAAAGAGGGGAAAAACUUAGAGGAAAGGUAUAAACACAGAAAACACUACAAACACGGCCAUAAGCACCAUAGACAACAAAAUUCUGAUUCAUCAGAAAAUGAAGAAGUAAACCCAAAGUACAAGAUUUCAGAAAAAAGGCACAAAGACAACGAUUUGGUUCCAGAAGUAAGAGUGAAAGAAGAACCACAAAGUGAGGAUGAAAGAGACCGAAAGUACAAAAACAGGCACAGUGAUCAGUCAAGAAUUAACGAUGACUCAUCCAGAGGAAACGGAUCACGACAUCAUAGAGAAGAGUCAAGAAGGAGAGCAAAUAACUCGGAGCCAAGGGGAAAUGAUCGAAGUAAAAGAAGACCUGUUAGGGAAGAAGUUCUCAGCAAUGAUGUAGAACCAGAAUGGGGUAAAAAAGAGGUGAAAAAUGAGAAAAAAGAACCAGCAAAGAAUAAUGCCAAACCGGAUUUUGGCUUGUCCGGCAAGCUAACCGAAGACGCCAACACGUUCAACGGAGUAGUGGUGAUCAAGUACAGCGAACCACCGGAGGCUAGAAGACCGAAGCGACGGUGGAGACUGUAUCCGUUCAAAGGUGAGACAUCACUGCCCAUCCUGCACAUCCACCGGCAGAGCGCCUACCUCAUGGGCAGGGACCGUAAGGUGGCAGACAUCCCCAUCGACCACCCUUCCUGUUCCAAGCAGCACGCCGCCCUGCAGUACCGGCUGGUGCCCUUCACGCGAGCUGACGGUUCCUCGGGUCGCCAGAUCAAACUGUACGUCAUCGACUUGGAAUCGGCUAAUGGUACCUUUUUGAAUAACAACAAAAUUGAUCCAAAGAAAUAUUAUGAACUCAAAGAAAGAGAUGUGAUCAAAUUCGGAUUCAGCUCGAGGGAUUACGUGUUGUUGCACGAACACAGUAAAGAUUCCGAAAACGAUGAUGAUGUUAACGAUGAAUAGUAUAGUUCAUUGUAAAUAUUCGGGGAUGUAUAUGUAUCUAUUAAAAUUAAUAUUUAUUUUAAAUCAAAUGUUUUAUUUUAUAUAAUUUUGAUGUAUAUAGAAACUUAAAAUCUUUGUACUAUAUUUCUGAAAUAAUUAUAUAAUUUGUACGUACAA
Homalodisca vitripennis (glassy-winged sharpshooter) is the source of this 1359-nucleotide messenger RNA. Its product is annotated as smad nuclear-interacting protein 1-like. The record is from RefSeq and is a predicted model, not a curated record. Gene Ontology annotation, biological process: miRNA processing. The coding region runs from base 160 to 1203 and encodes 347 amino acids. Gene Ontology annotation, cellular component: nucleus. Lineage: Eukaryota; Metazoa; Arthropoda; Insecta; Hemiptera; Cicadellidae. Gene Ontology annotation, molecular function: mRNA binding; protein binding. The transcript has 4 exons.